Molecule: messenger RNA, 1254 nt
Organism: Rotaria sp. Silwood2
Lineage: Eukaryota; Metazoa; Rotifera; Eurotatoria; Philodinida; Philodinidae
Source: the annotation of a GenBank genome assembly
AUGGUAAUUAUGUCUCUUACUGAUCUUCCUGUCGAACUUGUUCAUCGAAUUUUCGAUUAUUGUGAUAUAACAACAAUACUUUCUGUUCGUAUUAUCUGCAAACAGCUAUAUCUGAUGACUAAUGUUUAUGAUCGAUAUGAACUUGAUUAUGAUUAUUCAACAGCAGAUGAAUUAUCUUUAAUUAUUCGUCUUAUACGACCUGAAAAGUUUGUCUCCCUGAUAUUGUCCAAUGAUGACAUGGAAGAUGACUGGUUUACUGAAUUGAUUUUACUUCUCGAUAUUCGUCAGUUAAGUCGACUUCGUUCAUUAACUCUUUCCGAUCUAAAUGAUGUGGAAUUGGAGUAUAUUUUACGCACGGUAAAUUCCGACUCUCUUCUUUCACUUUCAAUUCAUUUUGAUGAGAAGAAAUAUAGUGAAGUAUUUGAUAUUGUAUCAUCAACAAUUGCAAGACUCAAUGUACGAAGACUUGAUAUAAAUACUAUUGGCUACAACGAGAAACAUAUAACAUGGCCAACUGAAUGCUGUUUGAAAUACGUGAUUAUCGAUACCUGCACAUAUAAUCAUUUCAAAAUUAUGAUUCAUAGUCUACGUUAUUUAGAAAAUGUUUCUAUAAAAGAUUGCAUCAUACAUAAUAAAAACAACAGAAAUGUAUUAUUAUCUGCAUCUACAUCAUAUUCAUCAUUGAAAUCUCUAACAAUUACUGAGAGUACACUUCCUACAAAAUAUAUUCAAUCUCUACUUUCAGAAACGCCUGAUCUUCUCAAUCUAAAAAUGAUUUCACAUAAACGACAGUUUGACUCACUCUUCGAUGGUGCUCAUUGGGAAAAAUUUAUUCGAGCAAAGCUACCUUUGCUGAUUAGAUUCGAAUUUUUCUUUGAAAGUUGUCUAAGCAAAAGACAACUAGAAUAUGAUGGCAGAUACUGUUAUGAUAAACAACAUGGUGAUGAUACUCAUAUUAGUCUUAACUCAAUUAUUCUUCCAUUUCGAACGCCGUUUUGGCUCGAUGAAAAACAUUGGCUUGUUGCUUGUGAUUUUCUUCUAGGAGAUGGUGAUUUAAGAAUCUAUACAAUUCCUGCUAUUGUUGUUCAGAAGUGGAAUCCAUAUAGAUGUGAAUUAUUUCCAUCAGAUAGUGUACCUCGUCUUACUUCAAGAUCAAUAAAUGAAAUCAUCGAUACUUCUACCAAUAAGGUAUUUAGGAAAACUCUCUCUCAGAAAAAGUUCCAGAAAUUAUUUUUCUCUGAAAUACGUAUGUAG